AUGUCGUCUACAACAGCUGCCCUCCCCCCUUACAACAAGAUUCAUCUCAUUGGUGCAUGGGUUGAGACCGUGCUCUGGGCUAUGAAGUCGGUUCAUCCCUGGUCACUUUCCUCGCUGUCGUAUGGAUUAUAUUCUGGAAACGCAGUGAUGCACAUCAGUGUGUAUAGGUUGCUAGGGGCCAUGUCAAUCCUGCUGUUUACGCUCGUCACCGUGCACAUAGGAGCCUCGUUGCAGCAGCUACUUGAAGCGUUCAUAUACAUACCAGCCAAUGCGCCAGCGGACUAUACAACCCUUUAUUGGCUCGACUUCCAAAAUCCAAUGCUGAUCCUCAAGAGUAUUCUUUGGAUCACAACGGCAUGGGUUCAAGAACUUACCCUGAUAUGGCGACUGUAUAUUGUAUGGGAUCACAACUGGAAGAUCUGCGUACUUCCUCUUCUACUUGAUCUUUCCCAUAUUGGAGCUGCCUAUGGCGAAGUCUCGUACACAUCUCGGCCCAAUAUUGACUUCUUUAGUGGCGACAUCCGCAGGUUGUCGCUCUUCAGCUGGCUCGCAGGCCUCAUCAUCAACAUCUCGGUCACGACGCUCAUCGCCUCGCGGCUGUGGUACAUGGGCAUGCGUGUGCGCGCCGCGCACUUGAGCUCUGGCCAGUCGCGCGUCGAGAACCAGUACCUCCCUGCCAUAUUCACGAUUAUCGAGUCCAGCGCCCUCUUCUCUGCCGUCACAAUCUUCACGUUGACCAUCUACCUGAGCGGCAGUCCGUUUAACCUGGCAGCGAUUGACAUCGCCACGCAGCUCGCGACACUUACGCCGUUACUGCUGAUCGUGCGCGUCGGGCUCGGUCUCACGCAUGGUCUGCCGGCCGCAUUCAAGAGCCUGAAGGCCUCAGAGACCAUGGGCGAGCUGUCCACAUUCCAGGCGAACGCCCAAACCACGACGAAUUCGAUGCGAUUCACCUCGCAAGGCGGGAGAACAACGACUGCAGGCGCCACAUCUGCACUAGGGGAGACGGACGUCGAGCUGGAGAGUAUGAAGUUCAACCCGUCCGUGAUAUCCGUCAAGGAACCCGUGCGCAUCCUCUCAGAGAGCAAGGGCACCUUGGCAUAG
Postia placenta MAD-698-R-SB12 is the source of this 1104-nucleotide messenger RNA. RefSeq lists its product as hypothetical. The record is from RefSeq and is a predicted model, not a curated record. The coding region runs from base 1 to 1104 and encodes 367 amino acids. Lineage: Eukaryota; Fungi; Basidiomycota; Agaricomycetes; Polyporales; Adustoporiaceae. The transcript is spliced from 9 exons.